CUCCCAUUUUCAGUUUUACCAUUCACAGAAGAAGGCAAUAAAGCAGCAAACAAAGAAAAAAUAACUCCACACUGAUUUUGUUUUGUUUUCACUCAUCAAAGACUUUCUUCACCCAUUUCUUGAAGCUGAACCCAAUGGCUGGAAUCACUGGAAUCCUAAAGCUCGAAGCUUGGAGUAUAUUGUGAAGAAGCUAGAAGCAAGAUUUUCUUUUAUUUUAUUUUAUUUUCUUUGUUAACGAGAAAAAAUGGCAUGUGGGAGUAUGAUCGCUAGUAGCUUAGAUCCUGAGAGGAAGCAAAGUGGAGGACUUCGAACAAAACAAGCUGGACGAGGUUCUUGCCGUGGAAGUUAGUCUCUUUUGUUCAUCCGAAUUUUGAAAUUUGCAAAGUGAAGAUCAGUUCUUUUUAAGUUGAGAAAGUGUGAGAGAGAGAGAGAAGGAAGGAAGCUAUGGGUGUUUUGCUAAGAGAAGCGUUGAGUUCUAUUUGCGUUAAUAAUCAAUGGUCUUAUGCUGUUUUCUGGAAAAUCGGCUGCCAAAAUUCAAGCUUGUUAAUUUGGGAGGAAUGCUACAACGAAACCGCCUCGAACGAGAAUGUUCAGCUGCUUACAAACAGGAUGAUGUUGAACAACCGAAUCAUCUUGGUCGGAGAAGGCUUAGUCGGCCGAGCUGCAUUCACCGGACAUCAUCAAUGGAUCCAAGUCAACAGUUUCAACCGCGAUCUCCAUCCACCUGAAGUCAUCAACGAGAUGCUUCUCCAAUUCUCCGCUGGUAUUCACACCGUUGCGGUUGUUCCAGUCGUUCCUCACGGUGUUGUCCAGCUCGGUUCUUCUCUGCCCAUCAUGGAGAAUUUGGGGUUUGUGAAUGACGUCAAAGGUCUUAUCCUGCAGCUUGGAUGUGUUCCAGGAGCUCUCUUAUCCGAAAACUACACGACAACUUACGAACCCGCCGCUGAUUUUAUCGGAGUGCCGGUGUCCACCGGGUUAAUGCCAUCUCAAAGGCACAAGGUCCUCCAGUCUUCAGCUUUCGUAGCUGAAUCCAGCAGACCACAUUUCAACUCUACUGGAUCAUCAUCAGCAUCAGAUCUUCGAAACACCGAAACGUUUGAAGAAGAUUCUUUUAACUACGUGGACGAUGAUGCACAGAACAUAACCUUACCACCACCUUCGAAUCCCGACGCGUGGCUGAAUCAAAGCUUCUCUUGUAUGUACAGUGUGGAUGCACAUGCAGCAGUCCCACGUGAAGACUCUAGCUCCAAACGAAGCGACGACUUGUUUGGUAUGUUGGGUUUGGAUGAUAAGGACAGAGGUUGGGGAGUUUCGGAUGUGCUCACUAGGGAGUUAUCUGACUUUAGGAUCGUUCAAGAUUCCGAGUUUGGUUAUGAGCUUUCGGGGACGGAUCAUCUGUUAGACGCUGUGGUCUCUGGUGCUUGCUCCUCCUCCACGAAGCAGAUCUCGGAUGAAACUUCCGAGUCAUGCAAAACGAGUAUGACCAAAGCUAGUAAUAACUCCUCGGUUACCACUCCAUCUCACAGUAGCCCUCGAGGGAUCACACACGUGGUGGGGCCAUCAUCGGUGGUUUACGGGUCUCAGAUCAGUUCUUGGGUUGAACAAGCUCACAGCUUAAAGCGUGAGGAGAGUCCAAGGAUGAUGGUUAACAAGAAUGAAACUACAAAACCGGUUAAUAAUAACCGUAAAAGGCUUAAACCGGGAGAGAAUCCAAGACCAAGGCCUAAAGAUAGGCAGAUGAUCCAAGAUCGUGUCAAGGAGUUGCGUGAAAUCAUACCCAACGGUGCAAAGUGUAGCAUAGAUGCGCUACUAGAACGUACAAUCAAACACAUGCUCUUCUUGCAAAACGUCUCUAAGCAUGCUGAUAAGGUGAAAGAAACUGGGGAAUCCAAGAUAAUAAUGAAAGAGGAAGGUGCGUUUGAAGGAGUGGGAGGAGGAGGAGCAACAUGGGCUUUUGAAGUAGGGUCAAAGUCUCUAAGGUGUCCUAUAGUAGUAGAGGAUCUAAACCCUCCUCGCAUUUUCCUAGUUGAGAUGUUAUGCGAACAACGGGGAUUCUUUCUAGAAAUUGCUGAUUGGAUCAGAAGCUUAGGCAUGACGAUCUUGAAGGGUGUCAUUGAAACUCGAAUAAACAAGAUUUGGGCUCGCUUCACUGUUGAGGCGAGUCGUGAUGUGACGAGGAUGGAGAUAUUCAUGCAGCUAGUGAAUAUUUUGGAGCAGACGAUCAAGUGUGGAGGAAUCUCUGAGACUAUGUUGGAUGGUAUUAAAGCUACAAUGCCAUUUACCAACACCUUACCGGUUACUGGUGGCUGUUCAAUGUAACACAAUCAUUGACCAUACCGGUGUUAAACCGGUUUGGCUAAAGCUGAAUUCAUAUAGAGGUUUCGAGCGGACCGCUCCAGAAUUUAGGCUCGCUAUGACUAAUUAAAGUCGGUCUGAAAAUAGAGCUGGUUAUUUUUAAGUAUUUUUUUAAAAAAUACUUUUUGUUUGUACAUUUUUUUCUAUCUUUUGGGAAUUUUGCAAAUUUUAUUUUGUACUGAACCUCAUUUGUGUGGAUUUUUCUUUUCUUUUUUUACUUUUAGUCCUCUGGAGUAUGAUGUAAUGAAUUAAUCAUGUUGUGGGAAGUAAAUUUUAGUUAAUUUUCUAGUAAA
Molecule: messenger RNA, 2648 nt
Organism: Raphanus sativus (radish)
Lineage: Eukaryota; Viridiplantae; Streptophyta; Magnoliopsida; Brassicales; Brassicaceae
Product: transcription factor LHW
Exons: 8
Coding region: 445-2319 (624 amino acids)
Biological process (GO): regulation of DNA-templated transcription
Molecular function (GO): DNA-binding transcription factor activity; protein dimerization activity
Source: RefSeq, a predicted model, not a curated record